GAUGAUGCUUAGGGGUGUAAAUUAGUGCGGUGGGCGUAUUUUAAAAGUGUUUCCGCGUUAAAUGCACAGCUGUACGGUCGCAAACCGCCAACAGAUCAGCCGUUUACCUCAGCAUCGCACUGUAGCAGUUCAAUUAAGCCGGACCGGUACUUUUAUGUAAACAAAACGCCGAAUACAAGAUGGCUUGGAGAUUCAAAGCCUCGAAGUACAAAAACGCCACCCCUAUCGUCCCGAAACCGGAGACGUACAUAAGGGAUAUUACGGUGGGGUCGUACCAAACUUAUGGCAAUAACAUCACUGCCUCCGCCAGGUUUAUGGCCUUCAAUUGGGACCAUGCAGGUUCGAGCCUGGCAGUACUGCCCAUUGAUGAUUGUGGGAGGAAGAGCAAGCUUAUGCCUUUGUUGCAUGCACAUUCGGACACUGUGACUGAUAUGGAGUUCUCCCCAUUCCACGAUGGGCUGUUGGCCACUGGAUCUCAGGAUUGUUUAGUUAAAAUCUGGCAUAUUCCGCCUGAGGGAUUGCAGGAAUCGUUGAGCAACGCCGAAUGCACGUUCUCGCACAAACAGCGUCGCGUCGAAACGGUCGGGUUCCACCCGUGCGCCGACUUCCUUCUGCACUCCACCUCCUACACUACCUUCACCCUCUGGGACCUGAUCUCCGAGCGUGAAUUGUUCUCGAACGCCGACCACACCGAGGUGAUCCAGUCGGUGAGCUGGAAACGAGAUGGUACGCUGGUCGCCACCUCGUGCAAAGACAAACAGGUCCGCAUCCUCGAUCCGAGGAUCGAGAACGCGUGCACCAAAACGGCGAACAGUCACCAGAGCAUCAAAGAUUCGAGGGUCGUUUGGCUGGGCGACCAGAACAAAAUCCUGACCACCGGUUUCGAUUCGCAACGUUUGAGGCAGGUGAUUAUCAGGGACUUGAGGAACUUCUCCGAAGCGGAAAAGUCGCUGGAGCUCGACUGUUCCACGGGGAUUUUGAUUCCCUUGUAUGAUCCGGAUACUGGGAUGCUUUUCCUGGCGGGAAAAGGCGACACCACUAUUGGUUACAUGGAGGUGACCGACAAGGAGCCGUUCCUGAUCGAGGGUAUUCGACAUUCCGGCGAACAAACCAAGGGUGCCUGUUUGGUGCCCAAGCGGGCCUUGGAUGUGAUGAACGCUGAAGUCAACAGAAUUUUACAGUUGACCAGCAGUUCUGUCAUUCCAAUCACUUAUCAGGUUCCCAGGAAAACUUACAGGGAUUUCCAUGCGGAUAUUUAUCCGGACACACCUGGAUAUAAAACAGAGCUGACUGCUCAGCAGUGGAUUGAAGGCAAGAACGCCACUAUAACUAAAAUGAGUCUUGAUCCGUCUAAGAGGGAACUGGGAAAGGAGCCCAUAAUUAUUCACAGGGGAAGUUUGGCAGCACUAAGGGAGGAACAGGAGAAGAAUACGAUGAAAAAAUCGGAUACAGCACCGAAAAUAACCGGGGCAAUCGAAAAGCCCGAGUUCCAUCCGGUGAGGUCGAUAAUCAAGGACAUCGAGAAAGAGAAACACGCCUCAGAGGACAACCACAAAAACGAGGACAACAAAAUGAAGUGCACGUUUGACAAGAAGAGCUCAGAGAACCUCGUCUCCGAAACCAACAAACUAAACCUGGAGGAAAACGAAAAGAACGUACCCCCCAAACCCUUACCCCGAGCUUCCAGGACCAGUUCAGUGUGCGAGACCAUGGAGGACGUGGCGCCGAAGCCGGUGGCCCGGCCACGCACCAACAGCUGCGCCCCCGUUGUCACUUCCGUCAACCCCAACGUGCCCAUCGCGGGCGGAUACAAGCCACGUUUGGGUCCAAAACCGUUCACGCCUCCCAAUUUGGGCACCACCGACUUCAAGUUCGCCGUCCCCGCAGUGCCGGGCAGCAACGGAGUGUACGAACAAAAGUCACCAGAUUUUGACUCGCAGGAAAAGGAAAAGUCCCCCACCAGCGACAUCGAAGCGAAAGCGGAAGCGGAGAACGGAAAAUCCGGUUCCUCGGGCGAGGAGGAGACAAACUCCGACUCGGGUUAUAUUCCGAAAACGCCGAGCACUGCCGAACGCAGAAAAAUGUUCGAGGUGCGUGGUAGCUCGAAGGAAGAGCCGGAGGACUCGUUCGACGUCACCGACCAAACGAAUUUCGAAAGGGCGUCGCUGCAGCGCAGCAGCAUCGCCGAGAGGCGAAAGAUGUACGAGAGUAGAUCGAUGUCGGUGCAGGAGACGCCGAGCGUUGUGCCGGAGAAGCCGGGCAGUUCUCCAGUUAUGUUGAGGAGGAAGGAUUCCUUGAAAAACAGGAAGAGCGCUGAGGAGGUCAAAGACGAGAACAACAGGAAGAGUGUGCCGAUUCCUAAGCAACAAUCGUUGGAUCCACAGGCUAUGCGCAAGAGCGAAGCUGUUCCUACCCCCAAGAGAACCUCUACAGUAUUCGGGCGUGUCUCCAAGUUCCGUCACUUAAAGGGCACUCCGGCUCAUAAGUCACAGCACAUCGAGAACAUACGCAAUUUGAGUCGCCAAAUAUCCGGAGAAUGUGACGGUUUUCAUGCUAACCCUAAAAGGGUGGCAGUACCAUUAAGUGGCCCUGGAGGUAAAAUUGCUAUUUUUGAGCUGAGCAAGACGGGUAAGCUGCCGGACGGCGUAAUUCCCGCAUUGGUUCAUGGCAACAAUAUAAUGGACUUCGCCUGGGAUCCGUUCGACAAUGAACGCCUGGCCGUCGCUUGCGACGACGGCGUCGUCAAACUCUGGAGGAUACCAGAGGAUGGUUUGAUGGAACCAACCAACGAACCAGAGAGUGUGAUUAGCGCCCACUCGGACAAGAUUUAUUUCGUUAAAUUCCAUCCCACUGCCAAGGAUGUAUUUGCCACUGGUUCGUACGACAUGACAAUAAAGAUCUGGGACCUGGCAACCUUGUCGGAGAAGAUCGUGCUCACCGGCCAUACAGAUCAGAUGUUCAGCUUCGCGUGGUCACCGUGCGGCCAGUACUGCGCCACUGUGAGCAAAGACACCAAGAUCCGUAUCUACAAACCGCGUGCCAGCGACGCCCCCAUAAAAGAGGGCAAGGGCCCCGUGGGCAACAGAGGCGCACGCAUCGUUUGGGCUCUGGACGGCAAUUUCAUCGUCACGAUGGGCUUCGAUAAGGUUUCCGAGAGACAGAUCACGGCGUACAAGGCCAGUGACUUGUCUUCGUUGAACACCGUCGGACUGGACGUCUCGCCGGCGAUUUUAAUACCGUUCUACGACGACGACAGUUCUACAUUGUUUGUCACGGGAAAAGGCGACUCUACCAUCUAUGCCUUCGAGAUUACGGAGGAGGCUCCGUACAUUUGUCCGCUUAGCCAUCACAGAUGUAACUCUUUGCAUCAGGGUUUGUCGUUCCUCAGCAAAAACGUGUGCGACGUGUCUAACGUUGAGUUCGCCAAGGCGUUAAGACUCACCAAUAACACCAUUGAACCGCUUUCCUUCACCGUUCCCAGAAUAAAGACUGAUUUAUUCCAAGACGACUUAUUCCCACCCACAAGAGUGACAUGGCAACCCACCAUGACCAGCACUGAAUGGUUCGCUGGAAAGGACAAAUUGCCAUUGAGAAUCAGUCUAAAACCCGAAGGAAUGGAUAAUUUGAGUGAGUCUCAGGGACAGGCGGGAUCCGGCGAAAGAACCAUCAACAAGUCGGCGUCGACCCCGUUCAUCGGUUCAAAUCAGCCGUACAACAGGCUGGGCUGGAACGCCGACCUGGCGACUCAAACGAAGAGCAAACAGGAAGAGAUUCAGAGGUCAGUCAGUAAUAAGUUAGAAAUCAACUUAAAGUUAGAGCAAGACGAAAUGGAAGGUGUAGACGAAAAAGAGUGGAACGAUUGAAGAGUCGAUCAGGGAGUUGCAAACGCAACACUUUAGGGUAAAGUUAAGUAACAAAAUAUGAAGAAACAAACAAAAAAAACAUAACAUCCCGUAAUUUUAAAAACCCGCCUUAUACACUUAUGAUUUUUUUUAUUAACUACGGUUCAUAAAACCACUAGGGUUAAGUACAUAUAAAAUGCAUUUAUACUCUUCUAAGCUUUUUAUCAAUUUAUUUUUAUAUCAAUAAACUUUCCACCAUUUUUUAUCCAUUUAGGGAAUAAGAUGCCAUUUUUAAUGAGAAAGCAUUUUAGGUAGCCAUAAUUAUUAUCCAGUGAUAUUGUACCUAAUUUUUACGUGUUUUGCAACGUUUCAUGCUCAUUCAUCUCAUCAUAAUAAUUGCAGUAUUGAAUGAGUGCCAUGUUUAAAACAAUGCGCCUAUGAAAGAGACGCGUAAAAAUAAAUAUAUAGUGCGGCUUUAUUUUAUUUCUAGUAGGUUCAAUUACAUGUUUCGUGCAAUAUUGAAAUUUUUACCACUUGUCCCGUUUCAUAGAUGCAUUGCUCUUAAAAUAUCUUACAUUAUUAAGUAAAAACAUUUUCGGUUAGUUAAAAAAUAGGUAUACAUUUGUGUUUUGACGUCUAGUCAGGUUUAAUCGCUUUAAAUAAAUAAUCUUGAUAUGUGAUCUCUAAAUACUCUAGCGAAUUGGUAUAAUUUACAAAACAUUCCAAAAUUUCUUAGAACACUGCCCAUUUCCAUGACAUUUUUUUCUUGAGUUUAUAGUUGGUGUUUUUUUGCCAUAUUUUUGUUUUUGAUUUUGUGCCAAAAACAAGCUGACCAAAACAUCAUGCUCAUUUUUAUCCAGAACUUUAAGUGAUCGCUCAAAACAAUCCGUUUUUACUGAAUAUGUAUUUUGAUAUAUUUUUAGUCAUUUAAGUGCUAUAUGACAAUGGUAUUACUUUUUUAAUAAUUUAUUUUAUAUGUGUAUUUAUAUUAUUUGUAUUAGUGUUGUGACAUAGUGUAAGCCAUAUGUAUUAACCAUAAUAAAAUGUAUUAAAUUAUUUCUAAA
Messenger RNA from Aethina tumida (small hive beetle), 4906 nucleotides. RefSeq names its product coronin-7. The transcript is spliced from 12 exons. The record is from RefSeq and is a predicted model, not a curated record. Bases 180 to 3863 code for a protein of 1227 amino acids. Gene Ontology annotation, molecular function: protein binding. Lineage: Eukaryota; Metazoa; Arthropoda; Insecta; Coleoptera; Nitidulidae.